AUGAGUGACGUUCAGUUAUCAAGAGGUGAUUUUCACCUCAUCUUUACAAGUCAAAAGAGAUAUGAUAAUCCUGUCGAUGGUGUUUACCAAGUCUACAAUAUAAGAAAGUCUGAAGCUGGUAAUAGUAAUAGAAAGAAUCUUAUUAUGAUUUCUGAUGGUGUUUAUCACAUGAAGGCAUUGAUGAGAAAUAAAGCUGCUGCAAAGUUAGAUUCACUCGAGUUACAAAGAGGAGAUGUCAUUUGUGUUACAGUUGCAGAGCCGGCAAUCGUUAAGGAAAAGGGUAAAUAUGUCUUAUUAGUUGAUGAUUUCGACUUAGUUCAAUCAGGAUUGGCUUUAUUCAAUUCUUCAAGUGAAUUUUUGGAUCAUUAUUUCGCAGCAAAUCCAAAUGAGACUCUCAGAGACGAUACCGGCAAUCGUAGUGGUGCCACCUCUACAGCAAGUGGCGAACCCAAUAACACGCCCAAACCGCAACAAGCUAAACCCAAUACCGGCAGUAAUUUUCCAAUGGGGUCGGGUUCUCAAAAAUCGAGACCAAUCUUUGCCAUCGAACAACUUUCACCAUAUCAAAACAUUUGGACUAUCAAGGCAAGAGUCUCUUAUAAAGGUGAUAUUAAGACUUGGCACAAUCAGAGAGGGGAUGGUAAACUUUUGAAUUUGAACUUCUUAGAUACUUCUGGUGAAAUUAGAGGUACUGCAUUUAAUGAUAAUGCAACUAAGUUCAACGAAAUUUUACAAGAGGGUAAAGUUUACUUUCUAUCAAAGGCAAGAUUGCAACCUGCAAAACCACAAUUUUCCAACUUACCUCAUCCAUAUGAGUUGAUGUUGGAUAGAGAUACAGUCGUGGAAGAAUGUUUAGAUGCAAGUGAUGUACCCAAGACUCAUUUCAGUUUUAUUAAACUCAAUACAAUUCAAAAUCAAGAGGCUAACUCUACUGUAGAUGUAUUGGGCAUUAUCCAAACAGUUAAUCCUCAUUUUGAAUUAAUUUCGAGAGCUGGUAAAAGGUUUGAUCGUCGUGAUAUUACUAUCGUUGAUGAUUCGGAAUAUUCAAUAGCUGUUGGAUUAUGGAACCAACAGGCAGUGGAUUUUAAUUUGCCUGAAGGUUCUGUCGUAGCUAUCAAGUCAGUACGUGUUACUGAUUUCGGUGGUAAAUCUUUGUCCAUGGGAUUUACAAGUACAAUGAUUCCAAAUCCUGAAAUUCCGGAAGCUUAUUCUUUGAAAGGUUGGUUCGAUAAUACAGGCCGUAACCUGCAAUACCAUUCUUUAAAAGAGGAAGUUAAUGAGACCAACUCAACCACUAAUCUGGUUAAAUACAUCAGUGAACGCACUACCAUUGCAACCGCUCAAGCUCAAAACUUGGGUAGAAACGAAAAGGGUGAUUUCUUUAGUAUUAAAGCUGCUGUCAGCUUUUUGAAAGUGGACAAUUUUGCAUAUCCUGCCUGUCUCAACGAGAAUUGUAACAAGAAAGUAAUAGAACAACCAGAUCAAACUUGGAGAUGCGAGAAAUGUGAUACCAAUCAUCCUUCCCCAGAUUGGAGAUACUUGCUAACCAUCUCUGUAUUGGAUGAAACUGGUCAAUUAUGGUUAACCCUUUUCAACGAUCAAGCAAAACAACUACUGAAAGUCGAAGCUAGCGAAUUGGUCUUGUUGAAAGAAAGCGAUCCUACCGCCUUCAGUAAAAUUACACAGAGUCUUCAAAUGAAUCAGUACAGUUUCAGAAUAAGAGCUCGUGAAGAUAACUACAACAAUCAGUCAAGAAUAAGGUAUACCGUUUCUAAUCUGCAUAAUAUUAACUACAAGGCAGAAGCCGACUUUUUGGCUGAGCAAUUGACGCAGUCGCUUCUCGAAUGA
Zygosaccharomyces rouxii is the source of this 1848-nucleotide messenger RNA. It is a transcript of the gene RFA1, whose product is annotated as replication factor A subunit protein RFA1. The record is from RefSeq and is a predicted model, not a curated record. NCBI's taxonomy places the organism in Eukaryota, Fungi, Ascomycota, Saccharomycetes, Saccharomycetales, Saccharomycetaceae. Gene Ontology annotation, cellular component: nucleus. The coding region runs from base 1 to 1848 and encodes 615 amino acids. Gene Ontology annotation, biological process: DNA replication; DNA recombination; DNA repair. The transcript has a single exon. Gene Ontology annotation, molecular function: DNA binding.